Messenger RNA from Pseudogymnoascus verrucosus, 2766 nucleotides. RefSeq lists its product as uncharacterized. Lineage: Eukaryota; Fungi; Ascomycota; Leotiomycetes; Thelebolales; Thelebolaceae. Gene Ontology annotation, biological process: carbohydrate metabolic process. The record is from RefSeq and is a predicted model, not a curated record. Gene Ontology annotation, molecular function: UDP-glycosyltransferase activity; hexosyltransferase activity. The transcript is spliced from 7 exons. The coding region runs from base 1 to 2724 and encodes 907 amino acids.
AUGACCACUAGAGGAGAACUACCAGUCGGCCACAGUCGAUUGACAACCGAGCAAGAUCGCAAUUCCAUCACAGAAGAUGUGCGGAAGAUGUACAUCUCCAGCGAGGGUUCGAAUCUUGAAGCCCAAGUCACUCGCGAUGGCCGAGUCAGUAUUAAUUUCAGUGGGAGGACGAAGCACCUUCAAAGGAGAGCGCCAUGGGCUCUCCCGCAGAGAGGUGAGGAUUUGAGCUCCGAUCGGAAUUAUGAGACAAGCUUUCAGGGCUUGCUGGGGAACUAUUCUGGAGUUCCGCGUCUCAACAUUGCGAUCCAUAUCGUUGGAUCCCGAGGAGAUGUCCAGCCAUUCAUACCCAUUGGACAAAUUCUCAGUAAGCCUCCAUAUGGACAUCGAGUGAGGAUCUGCACGCAUCCUGUUUUCAAGGACUUUGUAGAGGGAAAUGACUUGGAGUUCUUCUCAAUUGGAGGUGAUCCGAACUCCCUCAUGGCCUAUAUGGUAAAAAAUCCCGGACUACUCCCGGGAAAAGAAAGUUGGAAGGCAGGUGACGUGGGCAAACGUCGAGCUGAGUUCGCUCUUAUUCUAGAAAAGUGCUGGAGAAGUUGUAUCGAAACAGGCAAUGGAAUGGAUGACGAGAGGACAGGUGCUGCUACGAACAGCGGUCCGCAAGUGGAAGAAGAGGCCCGUUCCUUCGUUGCUGAUGCUAUCAUCGCAAAUCCGCCUAGCUAUGGGCAUAUCCAUUGCGCAGAGAAGCUAGGAAUUCCGCUGCAUAUGAUGUUCACAAUGCCAUGGUCACCAACGCAGUUCUUUCCUCAUCCACUUGCGUCGCUCCAAGGAACUAAUGCCGAUCCCAAAUUUGCGAACUAUAUGUCGUAUACUAUAAUGGAACUGCUGGCGUGGCAGGGACUUGGUGAUGUUAUCAACCGAUUCCGGAUGAAGACACUGCAUUUAGACGCCAUAAGUCCUCUAUGGGGCCACAUGCUGCUUUCGAGGAUGAAAGUCCCCUUCACCUAUACCUGGUCAUCGUCCCUAAUACCCAAACCGCCGGACUGGGGAUCUUAUAUCGGCAUCUGCGGAUUUUCAUUCCUGAAGACAAAAUCAAAUUACCAACCGCCAGAAGACCUGGUUAAGUUCCUAGAGGCUGGACCACCUCCCGUAUAUAUCGGAUUCGGAUCAAUCGUUGUCGAGAAGCCGGACGAGCUUACGGGAUUGAUAUUCAGAGCAGUAAAACGAGCAGGUGUUCGUGCUCUAGUAUCAAAAGGCUGGGGUGGACUCGGACAGGGUGAAGCUCCUAAAGAUAUCUUCCUUCUAGGGAACUGUCCACACGACUGGCUCUUCCAGUACGUCUCCUGCGUCGUACAUCAUGGCGGCGCCGGCACUAGCGCCAUCGGAAUUGCGAUGGGUAAGCCCACUAUUGUAGUUCCAUUCUUUGGAGAUCAGCCGUUCUGGGGAACCAUGAUAUUUCGAGCCGGCGCAGGCCCAGAACCUGUGCCGUAUAAGAAUCUGUCGGAGGAGAAUCUUGCCGACAGCAUUACGAAGGCACUCCAACCUGGUAUUCGAUCCUCUGUCCACGAAAUGAGCGAAAAGAUAUCUGGCGAAAAUGGGUCUGCAGCUGCAGCGGCAUCUUUCCAUGGGUCUCUUGACUAUGACAAUAUGCGCUGUCACCUUUGUCCAGACCUGGUCGCGGUAUGGCGUGUCCGAAAGACGAAUUUGAAACUCAGUUGUCUCGCCGCUGCAACCUUGGCUGAUAACGGGAUGUUGACGUUGCGUGACUUAAAAUUAAUUCGGCAUCGAAACUGGUACAUUGAUGAAGGAGCCGUCGGCCCAAUUCCAGGAAUCUUGGCCGCCGUCUCCGACACAGCAAUGAAGACUUGGGACAGUACGCACACCUACUUCCAUGACCUCUCCAACAUCCUACGAAAAAGGUCUGCUCUUAAACGUACCCGUUCUCCAUCCCCAGAACGACAGGUUACAGCAGAUAUGGGAAUCCUAAGUGGAACGCCUCCAGCGUUCCCGGUCCAAGCAGCGCUAUCGUUUCCACCAGAGUAUCUUGAACGCGUGUCUUACAAGAUGGCGUCUGGAACAUUACCUGAAACACAGAAUGGAUCAAAUCAUAAGAAGAUACAUGCUUGGAGUCCAUGCAUGCAGAUGACAACAGUAGCAUCAGAAGCCACACGUUCGAGCAAGAAAGGUUAUAAGGAGCAUGGCAGGGUGUAUGAGGCGACCUCUGAGACUAGUCAUUUUGCAUACUCUAUCCUCCGUAUCAGCCUACACGCCCCCGUUGUGCUCUUAUAUAACCUGGCGAACGGGUUUCAUAACGUGCCAAAUUUCGUUCUCAAUGACCAUACUGUAAGGAGAAGGGACAACAUCACCGGUUUUGGAAGCGGAGUCAAAGUUGCUGCAAAGGGGUUUGUGUUCAACUUGUACGAUGGUUUCACGGGCAUCGUAACACAUCCAUACCGGGAUGCCAAAAAGGACGCUGUUGUAGGCUUUGGCAAAGGGGUUGGCAGAGGUGUCGGCGGUCUCGUCUUCAAAACCAUGGCCGCUGUUUUUGGACUCCCGGCAUACACUCUCAAAGGCGCCGAGAAGCAAAUCGAGAAACACUCUGAUAAAGAUCUGAAGGCGGAGAUCCUGAGAGAAAGGUUGAAGCAGGGACUGGCGGCAUUUCAACGAGCGACCGAGGAGGAGAAGCGGGAGGUUUUGAAACGGUGGGAGGAGUUAAAUGUGGCGUAAUUGUGGAAUUGGAACUUUUGCUAAUAACCUUGGCAAUACAAC